AUGCUUGGGAAGACAACAUUUUUUCUUAAGCUUCUAUUUCUCUUUUUUUUCCUAGACGGAUUGAAUGCCGCUUUGGCAAAACCAUUCUCGGGUGCGAAAUUAAAUGUCGGCAACUCCAUCAAAAACCGAAAUAAAAUUUUUGGUAAUGUCCUCCCUGGUAUCUAUAUAUUAAAUAUCACCUCUUCUAUUUCAUCGGGUGUUAGCUCCCAAUUUACCAUCUAUUCAGAAACUGGGAUUGAUGUAAAUGUCGACACUUCCAUCAGCAUCGAAAACACUGGCUCCAUCCCAGUUACAUGGACACCCUCUGCAGGAGCGAUCUUCAAUGUCGUCGCAAUCCUGAGUAGUAUUUACUCUCCCUCAUCCGUGUUCAAGAACGUAACCAUUCCUGACUCUGGUAUGGCCGAAAUUUCUGUUUCACAGUUUGGUUCGACCAUUGCGUCCGGUGAGUAUAGCCUUACCAUUGUAACCCCCCUUGGUGCAGGAAUUUCAAAUACAUUCCUGAUCCUUUCUCAGUAUAUCGAUGUUACUUUGUCUAACUAUUCUGUUCAUAUUGGAAAAAACAUCUCUGUGUACUGGAGACCAUUUGAAUGUAACGAGACUGCCAACAUUUAUGUGAGGGAUAUGAACUCUGAAGCCUCAUAUCAUGUUGCAAAGAACAUUUCUGAUAAGGGUUACUACAACAUUUCUCUUGGAACAAUUGCCGCAGGUGCCUAUAAAGUUGAAGUGGUAUCGUCAAUCGGUUCUGGUUCAUCCCGUAUUUUAUACAUCUCCAAAGCAUCUUUAAAUGUAACCGCCAUUCCUUCCAAUGUAUAUGCCGUGCAAAAAAUAUUCAUCGUUUGGAAACCGAUUGACAGAUUGCAGAAAACCGUCGAACUUUCAAUUUACAAAGCCUCUAGUCUAGAGUUCAAAGUUUCUGUUCCCAACAUCGGCAUUUACUCCUUUAUCCCUGAUGAGAUAAAUAUAGAAGCAGGUGAAUACACUUCAAUGAUCACCUCGAAACUUGGAGUUGGGAUAACUUCAUUUUCAGUAUACUCUCCGAUCGUAUUAAAUGUAACUGAGCCAAAUGCUUCCGUUGUUUAUAAAAAUACGACCACUAGUCUCCCUGUUCAAUGGAGUUCUUCUGGUGUACUUUCUGGCAAGGCUAGUAUCAAGCUUAUCGAUGUUAUCUCUGGUUAUACUUAUAACUUCACUGCAGUUAAUAAUGGAUUUCUUACUAUUGACCUUUCAACUUUGGGAAUAUUAAACACUUCCCAUUACAAGGUUGUUGUUACUUCUACAACGGGAAAAGGUUCCUCUCAAGAAUUUUCUAUCUUGGCAGCAGGAAACAUCGUCGAAACGUCUGCUUCAGACACAGUUGGAGUUUCAAAUGUUGGGACCCUCAACAUCACAUGGGUGCCCGUUGAGCCUCCAGGUCAAAAUAUUACCAUUUGGAUCUUUCAGCCCGAUUUCCCAUCUAUUGUUUAUGGGCCAUUCAGCUUCCCAGAUAGUGGUCUCGCUACUAUUAACCUUUCAGACCUAAUGGGUAGUAAAACGCCAAAGACUUAUCAGACGGGUGAAUCGAUAUUUGAAAGGGCUAAGAUCCCGCAAUAUAUUGUAUCUUCUCCCGAUAGAGUAUCGAAAAAGGCCUUAAAGCCAUCAAUUGGCGCAUAG
This is a messenger RNA of Mitosporidium daphniae, 1650 nucleotides long. RefSeq lists its product as uncharacterized. The record is from RefSeq and is a predicted model, not a curated record. Lineage: Eukaryota; Fungi; Microsporidia. The transcript has a single exon. Bases 1 to 1650 code for a protein of 549 amino acids.